GACAAAAGUUAUGGACCUAGCCAGUUCUCUUCUCAUCUGCAACUCUAGGUGUGUAAACUUUAUAGGGUUUUAAAACAGAAAGAACGUAUGUGACAAGGGAGAAAUAAUUGUGUCACAUAUUCCUUGAUUGUCCAAUACUGAAAGGGGACCAUUUUGACCCAAAAAUAUAGACCAUUCUAAUGGUGACUCAUUUCUAAACUUAUGGCUCCCUUGACUCCAAAACUACUAGUGUCCGUGGACUUAAAGAGCAAGCCAUGGCAGCAGAAGCUGCCGCUGCACAACCGUUGGCACCCUCAGAUUCCGGCUGUGGCCGAGGUUAAAACUGGUGAGGUCUUUAGAGUAGAAAUGAUUGAUUGGACAGGUGGUGCUAUUAAAGAUGACCACUCUGCUUUAGAUGUUAAAUUCAUAGACCUCUCAACUGUUCAUUAUCUUAGUGGGCCAAUCAGAAUUGUGGACAAAGAUGGGAUACCGGCCAAGCCAGGGGAUCUUCUGGUGGUUGAAAUAUGCAACUUGGGUCCCCUCCCAGGAGAUGAAUGGGGUUUCACAGCUACAUUUGAUAGAGAAAACGGAGGUGGUUUUCUUACUGAUCAUUUUCCUGCUGCAACCAAAGCUAUUUGGUAUUUUGAAGGAAUAUAUGCUUACUCUCCUCACAUACCAGGAGUAAGAUUUCCGGGUUUGAAUCACCCGGGAAUAGUUGGAACAGCUCCCUCAAUGGAACUUCUUAUUAUUUGGAAUGAAAGGGAAAGACAGCUUGUUGAGAAUGGAGUUGAGUCUUUGAAACUUUGUGAAGUUGUGCAUCAACGGCCAAUGGCUAGCUUACCAACAACAAAGGGUUGUCUCCUCGGAAAGAUCCAAGAGGGUACUCCAGAGUGGGAGAAGAUAGCUAGGGAGGCUGCAAGGACCAUACCAGGAAGAGAAAAUGGUGGGAACUGUGACAUUAAAAACCUAAGUACAGGAUCAAAGAUCUACCUUCCUGUAUUCGUAGAGGGAGCAAAUCUAAGUACUGGUGACAUGCACUUUUCUCAGGGAGAUGGUGAAGUCUCAUUCUGUGGGGCAAUUGAGAUGAGCGGCUUUCUCGAUCUCAAGUGUGAAAUAAUAAGGGGUGGAAUGAAAGAGUAUCUGACACCAAUGGGGCCAACUCCACUUCAUGUAAACCCAAUAUUUGAGAUAGGCCCUGUUGAACCAAGAUUCUCAGAAUGGCUUGUCUUUGAGGGUAUAAGCGUUGAUGAGAGUGGGAGACAGCAUUUUCUUGACGCAACUGUGGCUUACAAGCGUGCAGUACUCAAUGCCAUUGACUACCUCUCCAAAUUCGGAUACACCAAAGAACAGGCCUACCUUCUCUUGUCUUGCUGCCCAUGUGAAGGGAGAAUUUCUGGAAUUGUAGACGCCCCAAAUGCUGUGGCGACCUUGGCAAUUCCAACAGCUAUAUUUGAUCAGGAUAUUCGUCCAAAAGCAAGUAAAGUACCCUUAGGGCCCCGGGUAGUGAGAAAACCAGAUGUCUUGAAAUGUAGUUAUGAUGGAAAUUUACCCACAACAAACAACCCUUCCUCUAGCUCUACCACUUAAAUCUCUACAAGGGUAGGGUGAUGAAUAAAGAAGGAGAGCGGUAAUUGUAACUUAGCUUUCUGUUUAUUGAUGCUAUAAUAUAUAUAUGGUAGAACAUAUUUGCUGUUGAAACCAUCUUUUCUUUGGAGGAGGGUGUAAAUAAUGCAAUGACAGAGUACUUGUGCUAA
This is a messenger RNA of Humulus lupulus (European hop), 1733 nucleotides long. RefSeq lists its product as uncharacterized. Gene Ontology annotation, molecular function: hydrolase activity, acting on carbon-nitrogen (but not peptide) bonds, in linear amides. NCBI's taxonomy places the organism in Eukaryota, Viridiplantae, Streptophyta, Magnoliopsida, Rosales, Cannabaceae. The transcript is spliced from 7 exons. The record is from RefSeq and is a predicted model, not a curated record. Bases 202 to 1566 code for a protein of 454 amino acids.